This is a messenger RNA of Merops nubicus (carmine bee-eater), 348 nucleotides long. Its product is annotated as parvalbumin beta 3-like. The record is from RefSeq and is a predicted model, not a curated record. The transcript is spliced from 4 exons. Lineage: Eukaryota; Metazoa; Chordata; Aves; Coraciiformes; Meropidae. Gene Ontology annotation, molecular function: calcium ion binding. Gene Ontology annotation, cellular component: cytoplasm; nucleus.
AUGUGUGAUCACACCAUCAACCUGCUUGCAGGUUUAGAAUCUUUAACUGCUUUUAUUCAUCUCUUCCUGCUUAUUUCAGCUGCUGAUUCAUUUUACUACAAAACCUUUUUUGUCAAAGUGAGUCUGAACUGCAAGUCCAAAGACUAACUCACCAAAGUCUUUGGAAUUCUUGACCAGGAUGGGAGUGGCUUUAUUGAGGAAUAUGAACUGAAACAUUUCCUUCAGAAUUUCUCAGCUAGUGCCAGAGCUCUGACUGAUGCUGAGACAAAAGCAUUCCUAGAGGCAGGUGACAGUGAUGGAGAUGGUAAAAUUCGAGUGGAAGAGUUUCAAGCUCUGGUCAAAUCUUAA